AUGUGUUCAGUGCAAGAAUCGGCUCCUGGUUUUGUUAGGGUUCUAGUUCUUGUCUCCUCUGGCCUUAGUUUUAUCUUUCACUGUCUUCGUCUUCAGAACAAGGAAAAUUUGUGUCUUUAUGGAUUUCCAAAUGAGACAUGGGAAGUGAAUCUUCCUGCCGGCGAGGUCCCUCCUGAGCUUCCUGAACCAGCAUUAGGCAUUAACUUCGCAAGGGACGGAAUGCUAGAAAAAGACUGGAUGUCUUUGGUUGUUGUGCACAGUGACUCAUGGCUCAUCUAUGUUGCCUUCUACUUUGACGCUCGUUUCAGAUUUGGAAAGAAUGAGAGCAAGAGACUCUUUCAGAUGAUAAACGAUUAG
Messenger RNA from Eruca vesicaria subsp. sativa (arugula), 357 nucleotides. The record is from the annotation of a GenBank genome assembly. NCBI's taxonomy places the organism in Eukaryota, Viridiplantae, Streptophyta, Magnoliopsida, Brassicales, Brassicaceae.